AAUCAGGAAGCGGAAAUGUUCAAUAUGAUCGCGACGAUGAGAGUGUUCUUACUCUGCACGAUUUCGAUUCCUUCACAAAUUCUUGGAAUUUAGUGCUACCUUGCAAAAUCGUCAAUAAUUCGAUUAUGAUCUCUGCGACAAGGAUACAUACCUGAUCUUACACUAAAUCAAGUUAAAUAUCGCCCGAGGCAUCACCACGAGGUCAUCCUAAAGAAAUUUACCGUUCGCAAGUAAAAGACAAUUUGGAUUUCAAAGUGUGCCUGGGAGAAUCCUUCCGAAUGCAAGAGAAAUGGCGUUGGUGAAUUUCAGUUUGCCAUAUCAGUCGGUUACGAUGGCACCGUUUCUUUACGCUGGCUCAACCGAAGGCUACGCGACCGCCCACAGUUUUCGUUUGAACACCAUGUUACCUUCGGGAUCUACGAUCGGUUACGAUGAACAAGAAAGCUUUCGUAACGAGCCCUAUACUCCGCCGAUCAGGUACCAUCAAUAUCAACGUAGUCAAUCUACGCAGCAGAAAAAUCAUGAGGUUUAUAUGGAACACACGACACAAGAUACCUUUUACAAUAUGUAUAAUCAGGACCUUAGAAGGACGCGAUCAAGGCAGCAACAACAACAAAUGAGACCGCCAUCGCUUCCCUCAUCAUUUCAGUAUCAGCAAUCGCCUGAACACAUCAAAACUCGAAUAAAAGAUCAACAAAAUCAGCCAGAAAGACCAAUCAGGUAA
Trachymyrmex cornetzi is the source of this 724-nucleotide messenger RNA. It is a transcript of the gene spz3, whose product is annotated as Spaetzle domain-containing protein 3. Bases 290 to 724 code for a protein of 144 amino acids. NCBI's taxonomy places the organism in Eukaryota, Metazoa, Arthropoda, Insecta, Hymenoptera, Formicidae. The record is from RefSeq and is a predicted model, not a curated record. The transcript has a single exon.